AUGGCUCCAAGGUGUGUUCCGCAGUGUUCCAAAUUCAAGUGGAGAGACCUCGUAGAGCUAUCAGGUGAUCGAUCAGAGUUUUCUCAGUUGUCAGUCGUAGCCCAUAUUGAUGUCAACGCCUUUUUUGCUCAAGUUGAGCAGUUGCGAUUAGGGUUAUCUAAGGAAGAUCCUCUGGUCUGCGUGCAGUGGUCGAGUAUCAUUGCCGUGUCUUAUUCAGCAAGGAAAUAUGGGAUUAAUCGUAUGGAUACUUUGGAGUCUGCUCUCAGCAAAUGUGAAGGGCUGAAAGUGGGCCACACCGCUGUGUUCAAGAAGGGACAAUCCGAUUGGAGCUAUAUUGAUUACCUUCCAAGUCCUAAAGAUCAUAAAGUGUCUUUGGAUCCUUAUCGAAGGGAGUCCAGGAAGAUUAUGAGGAUUUUCAAGCUUCGUUGUUCAAAAGUGGAGAAGGCUAGCGUGGACGAAAGUUUCUUGGACCUGGGUAAUGUUGUAUUUCAAAAGUUGCUAGAAUUGUUUCCUGUUUUAAAGAAUAGUUUGGACAAGUCGUUUGACGAUUAUUUGCCAGAAAUUCCAGAAGAAUUACCAGAGGGUCUUGAUUUUAAAGGCGAAGUUAUUAGAUGUCCAGAAACUGACGACCAAGACGGACUAGUUCUGCAGGAUUGGGACGAUAUUGUCAUGCUUUUAGCAUCCAUGGAAGCACAUGACAUCAGGAAACAGAUAGAAAAAGCGCUAGACUACACUACUUCUUGUGGAAUUGGAAGAGUCAAGACAAUUGCAAAACUAGCUUCCGGUCUUCAUAAACCUGAUAAUCAGACUAUUAUUCGUAAUUGCGCAAUCGAUAAUUUUUUGAACACCCAUUUCAAGUUCACAGACUUUUGGGGUAUCGGUCCAAAGACCAGUGGGAUUAUCAAGCAAAGACUACUUGUACCAGAAGAGGAUUCGAUCGGCUAUAUUAAGGAGAAUUUUACCCAGGAAGAGCUUGAAUUGAAACUAAAAGAUCCCCAGCUGGCUACGAGGUUAUACCAACUAGUGAGAGGGCUCUAUCAAGAAGCAAUAAACACCAGGAUUGACAUCAAGUCGAUGGGCUCAAACAAAAACUUUAGAGGGAAAUCGGUGAACAGCGUUAAAGAUUUGAUCGACUGGUUGCCAGUAUUUGUUGGCGACCUCAUUCAGCGAUUGACUGAAUUGGACGAAGAGCAACCAAAUUGUAUCCGAAGACCAAAGACGGUUGCAGUGCAUCUCUGGUCUUGGAACGGAGCAUAUUCAAAGCAAUGCACCGUCCCUAAAUUUAUGGAUCUAUUCAAGCUUAAGGAAGUCAUAAGUCAUGAAGCCGAACAUCUCAUAAAAACAUUUGCAUCAACCUUUGAUAACUCACCUGUCAGCCUCUUUCCUUUGCGUAGUUUCAGUCUAAAUCUGACCAGCUUUGAGGUUAUCAGCUCUAAGGAGUCCAUUGACAAGUUUGUUUCCUCUUCCAAAAGGAACAGAGAGGAGCACAUUGACUCAUUAUUCAAGAGUCUGGGUGAGAACACCAAGAGCAAGCCAAAAGUUGAAAUUGAGGAACCUAAAAAUGGAAAUAUUACAACUUUUCUAAAAACACGUAGCCAAGUUGAAACUGUCACCAUUGCCGCUUCGUCGGAAGAUCCACAAGCAUGUCCUCAGUGUGGAUCUCAUAUUCCUGAGGAAGAAAUGGUCACCCACAAAGACUGGCACUAUGCCAUGGAACUUCAAAAACAACUGGAAACUGAAACACAGCCUAAUAAUCAGCCCCUCACAGAUGUAAAUUACCCACCUACUAGUCGAAAGAAAGCCAAAUUGGAUAAGAACCAAACUCGUUUACCGUUCUUCAAAUAA
This is a messenger RNA of Komagataella phaffii GS115, 1845 nucleotides long. RefSeq lists its product as uncharacterized. Gene Ontology annotation, biological process: response to radiation; error-prone translesion synthesis. Bases 1 to 1845 code for a protein of 614 amino acids. Lineage: Eukaryota; Fungi; Ascomycota; Pichiomycetes; Pichiales; Pichiaceae. Gene Ontology annotation, molecular function: DNA-directed DNA polymerase activity; damaged DNA binding. The record is from RefSeq and is a predicted model, not a curated record. The transcript has a single exon. Gene Ontology annotation, cellular component: site of double-strand break; nucleus; replication fork.